CAGUGAUUCAUUAGUUCAGUCCUCCUGCCGGCCCAUUUGACCGACCGGCCACUGGGGCCCAUUUCAUUUCUUCCGGAGCGCCGUCGACGAUGCGGGCCCCACCCCUCCCCGCAACAUGUAACGCGCCCGCGGUGACGGAGCCGUGAACGAGUCGUGACGGCUCCGUGGGUCGUGCCCGCCCGGCCCCAUUAACCCGCGCCACCCUCUGGGGUAACGUCGUCACCCUAACGCCGCCGCCGUGGCAGGAGCGGAGCCGCGGCGCAACCCUAACGCCGCCACGAGCGGCCAUCCAUGGCCUCCUGCGACGACGACUUCGGCCUCCUCGGUGACGACGCCCAACCGGCUCCCCCGCUCCAGCCUCCCACCGCCCAGCAGCCCGCGCCACCGCCGACGGCCCAGGCCUUUUGCUUCGCCGACGCGACCGCGGCGGCGGGCUCCGGCGCCGGCCCCUUCGCGCUGGCCCAGGAGGAGAGCAACCACCACGCCGAUCGCGGCAAGUCGGCGCACAACGCCAAGCGGGUCAGGGAGCGCGCGGAGGAGUUCAGCAGCGAUGGGGGCGAGUACUGCUCCUACAUCAACAGCGGCGGCGGGGGAAAGAAGGGCCGUGGCUGCGGCGGCGGAGGUAGCGGGGGCGCGCCGGACUACCGGAAGGAUCGGGAAGAGUGGACGGACGGCGCCAUCAGCAGCCUCCUCGACGCGUACACGGAGCGGUUCGAGCAGCUCAACCGGGGGAACCUGCGGGGGCGGGACUGGGAGGACGUCGCCGGCGCCGUGACCGAUGGGCAGGGCAAGGCCAGCGUGGCCAAGAGCGUGGAACAGUGUAAGAACAAGAUCGACAACCUCAAGAAACGCUACAAGGUGGAACGCCAGCGGCUUGCCGGCUCCGGCUCCGGCGCCGGCACCGUCAGCCACUGGCCCUGGUUCAAGAAAAUGGAGCAGAUCGUCGGUAGUUCUGCGUCUCCUGCCUCCUCCAAGCCGCUUGCCGCAGCAGAGGAUGACAAGCCGAGGCAGCAGCAGCACGGCAACAAAAGGUAUCCUCUUUCCAGUACUGGUCCUCCUGCUGUGGUUAGCGGCUCCAGAGCGACCCCUCUCUCAAAUCCAAGAUGGAAGAGGGUGCUUCUGAAGAUUGGGGGCACUGCAUUGUCAGGAGCAGCUCAUCAAAAUGUUGACCCCAAGGUGAUUAUGCUGAUCGCUAGAGAAGUUCAAGUGGCAUGCCAUCAUGGUGUUCAGGUGGCAAUUGUGUUGGGAGGGCGGAAUAUAUUCUGCAGUGACAAUUGGGUAGCUGCAACUGGCACCGAUCGAGCCUCAACGCACCCAAUUGGAAUGAUGGCAUCGGUGAUAAAUUCAGUCCUUCUUCAAGCAUCACUAGAAAAGAUAGGUGUGGAGACACGAGUCCAGACUGCAUUGAUGAUGCAAGAAGUUGCAGAACCAUACAUUAGGCGGCGAGCCAUACGCCAUCUUGAAAAAGGGAGGGUUGUUAUCUUUGGUGGAAUUGGUGUUGGUAUUGGGAAUCCACUUUUCACAACAGAUACAGCUGCUGCGUUAAGAGCUUCUGAAAUCAAUGCAGAUGUUGUCCUCAAAGGUAUUGUUGGUGAUGAUGAAUAUGGUUGUCCUCCUAGGAGCAAUAGUAAUGUACCAUUUGAGCACAUCUCCUUUAGGGAGUUAGCAGCAAGAGGAUUCAGCAGAAUGGACAUGACAGCAGUUACAUGUUGUGAGGAGAACAAUAUUCCUGUUGUCAUCUUUCACAUUUUAGAGCCUGGUAACAUCUCCAGAGCGAUUUGUGGAGAUCAAAUAGGUACCUUAGUUGACCAGUCAGGGAGGAUCACUUAAAUUAUUAGGAUUAAUGGAAGCCGAGCUUAUGGGCACGCCAAUACUCUGGGGGGACAUGAUGCAUUCUUUACUUGCAUGGAUUUUUCUGGAUAGGAGAGGGGAAGCUUGUUCAUCAGACAGAAGCUUGCACCUUGAUUUGCCUGGGAUGCAUGUUGUGUAAUAUGUGUUGUGGCGGCAAUUGUCCUGAUUGGGAAAAAAGUAUUUAUCCUGUAAUAUCUGUUUGUAAUGUGAUUUGUAGGUUAGUGGAAGGGCUUGUGUAAAGUGGUUCACGGGUACCCAGAUCAGAAUGUAGUGUUGUAAGUUGUAACGUUGCUGUUUGAGUUGCAGUGUUGUGUUAGAAUAAGUUCUCUUUUUGCACUUUCCUAUGGUCUUCCAGCAACUAUCGUGUUUUAAUGCAAAUUGAUGAAGUACUAUAUGCUAUUUGACUAUUGUGAUUACAAUAUCAGGUUCUGGAAAGUGUUUGAUAA
Molecule: messenger RNA, 2297 nt
Organism: Phragmites australis (common reed)
Lineage: Eukaryota; Viridiplantae; Streptophyta; Magnoliopsida; Poales; Poaceae
Exons: 7
Coding region: 292-1830 (512 amino acids)
Biological process (GO): UDP biosynthetic process
Cellular component (GO): cytoplasm
Molecular function (GO): UMP kinase activity
Source: RefSeq, a predicted model, not a curated record